This is a messenger RNA of Mucor mucedo, 828 nucleotides long. RefSeq lists its product as uncharacterized. NCBI's taxonomy places the organism in Eukaryota, Fungi, Mucoromycota, Mucoromycetes, Mucorales, Mucoraceae. The transcript is spliced from 3 exons. The coding region runs from base 110 to 796 and encodes 228 amino acids. The record is from RefSeq and is a predicted model, not a curated record.
AAAAAAAAAAAAAAAAAAAAAAAAACGAAUCCUAAUACACGUUGUUUGGUUUCUUCUCUCUUUGUUUCCGCAAUAUUUUUUAACUUGGCUUAAUAAUAGUUUUGAUAGAAUGAGCAUGCCAAAAAAAGCUUUAAUAUUUUACUGCCCAUGUGGGCCUAAUGAACCCAUUCCUAAUGUCGACAUGUUAACGACAAAGGGUUGCUCCGGUCAGCUAAUUUUAGAAGCUACUGAUGAUACAAUGGUUGCACAGUUAUUAGGUUUGGAUACGCAUCAAAUCAAAUCAACCUUUCAGCAAAGAUUCCAUGACCUGUCAUUGGCCAUUCUUUCCAAUGAUACUAAAACAAUAGACAUUGGACACCAAUUAAAUUGUUUACGUCUACCUUUGAAUUCCACAGAUCAAAUCAUUCAAUUGCUGUCAUCCACAGAAAUCGAUGUUUUCUUUGUGGACUUUACAGACCAAAAGAAUCCAUGGCAUAUCAUCAAUAAGUUGCUAGUUCUGGAAAAUAAGGACCUCAUUCAAUGCGUUGUUUCUCCGUUUACAUUGCCAGAGCAAGUAACCUCUCCCAUUAUGCCCCGUCAAAGCUACCAAAUGAAGAACGGAUUAGAAGUCAAUACCAAUGACCAGACUGCACUUAUGUAUUCUUACUUUCAUUCUGGUUCUGCACGCACAGAUACCACUACACAGUACACCCUUCAGAAUAUACAAUCACAUGGUGGAAACAACAAAAUUCUUGCAUGGCAUUUUUUAGCAGAAAUAGCUCACAAGUUAGGUUUCGUGUCAAAAUACGGUGCAUAAUAUAAGAAAAAAUUAAAAUAAAAAAAAAACAA